GACCGUACCAAAUCCCAUGUAACCUAAUUGGAGUCAGAAAAUAAAAGUGUAUUAAUUAGUAUUCAGUUUAUUUACUUAUCUCUGAACACGACACCCCACCAUCUAAAUUGGUGACCCCGUGUGGAGAAAGUGUGAACUGUAACCAGUGAAUUUGGACUUGUAAUUCAGUGAAUCGGACGACCGGGGCAACUCACACAAGUGUACGUAGUGUCGGCUUAAUAUUAGUGCGCGUCAAAUUAAGAAAUUAUAAUGUCGUCUGAAGACAAGAAGGUCGUUAUUGAAGAACAUCAACUGUCGUCCAUCUCCAUCACAGCUAGAAUUCCGGAAUUUUGGAAGAAGUCGCCUAGAACAUGGUUUAUCCAAGCAGAAGCAGUUCUAAAUCCUCAGAAGAUGUCCGACGAAUCAAAGUACCAGGUCCUUAUUUCAAAAUUACCCCCGGACGCAGUUGAGCAAGUUACACAGAUCCUUGUGGAUCCCCCUGAGAAAAAUAAAUAUGAGACCUUGAAGAAUAAGUUGAUAUUUAUAUAUCAAGAAUCCGAAGAGCGGCAAGUAAAAAAACUCAUUGGCGAAAUGGAAUUAGGCGACCAGAAACCAUCACAAUUACUAAGAAAAAUGCAAGACCUAGCCAGGGGACGAGUAAAUAACGAAACACUCAUAGUUAUGUGGCAGAAUCAUUUACCAAAUUCGGUGCGAGGAGUUUUAGCUGUAACGGAAGAAAAAGAUCUAGAGAAAUUAGCAUCAAUAGCGGAUAAAAUAAUGGAAACAACGACUCCCAUAAAUAGUGUUGCGACUGUCAAACAGGAACCAGGCCCAUCCGGUUCUCAGGACCAAAUUAUUUCGGCAAUAAACAAAUUGAGUGAUAGAUUACAAAAUUUAGAGUCAAGAUCACGAGGCCGUUCAAAUAACUGGCGAAGGAAUAACUUUAGACGCAACAGAUCCAGGUCAGGGUCAAGAAGUCGCACAAGGAAAUUCGAAGAUCCAAAUUGGCUAUGUUUUUACCAUUAUAAGUAUCGCAGCAAGGCAACUAAAUGCGUGGAUCCAUGUAACUGGAAGAAAAAACACGACAAUAAUAUUCUGAUCAAAAACCUUCGUUCUCUCAAGUGAUAUUAUAUUUGUGUGAAUGUGUAGUGAAUGUUAAACAGUAGUGAAUGUAUAUUUUUUAUGGCGUCAUCAUGUCGGAUACUGGAGACUCUUGGUCAUUCGUACGAGUAGGCCAAGCGUGUAAUUUUAUUUUUUAAUAUGUAUAGCAGAGUAACCCGGCAUGAUAACUACCCUUAACGUAUAUCGUAUAUAAUAUAGAUUAUGUAUAUUUCAUGUUACCUAUUAUGUAUGUAAUCACAUUAAAUGUCAAGACGGACUCGCUAGAAGUGUUCCGCAACUGUAAUAGACGUAUAUGAGUAGUGUAUUACAUAGAUUUAAGGCAGUUACAGGACGUAUUGUGUUAUAUUUUGUUUUUCGAUCGUAGGACAUUCUGCAUAGUUUGUAUUGUUGGUACCGGCCGGCCACAAUGACUCCAAGAGAGGAGAACAGAGUAUAACACAAAGGUUAAGAACAUUUUGUACUUAGUUUAAGAUUUUUUUUUAGAAAGUUUUGUCCUGUUUGAAGAUAGAUUUUUUACUCUGUAUUUGAUAUUCAAUUUGUAAUAAUGAACAUAAGUUUGAACCCGCACUCUCAGGCACGAGAGGUGUAUCUUUUAAUCACUAAGCCAUUAGGUACAAAGCCAGUAGUACUGAGACAAACAUGCGCUUAUCGCACAACCCGUCAAGCAUCUUGUUUCAAAGUUGUUAUUGUAUAAAUGUAUACUGUAAGCAAAUUUUUGUUGAGACUGUAAUUUAAUAAUAUUGUUUGUGAACAUUGUAAGCUUCUUGGAUUAUAUAGCAACUGGAUAAGAAUAUUUUUUUUUGUAAAAAAAUCUUUUGUCAAAUUUUUUUUUAAAAAAAGGGG
This is a messenger RNA of Helicoverpa zea (corn earworm), 1944 nucleotides long. RefSeq lists its product as uncharacterized. The transcript is spliced from 2 exons. Bases 250 to 1104 code for a protein of 284 amino acids. NCBI's taxonomy places the organism in Eukaryota, Metazoa, Arthropoda, Insecta, Lepidoptera, Noctuidae. The record is from RefSeq and is a predicted model, not a curated record.